GACGCGGGUGAAACCGCGGGCGAAAGCUCAAAGUCAUCAAUAAUAUUAAAGAAAAAGGUAGGAUAUAGGUACAACCUCCAUGUAUCUCAAUUUCUACGACUUCAUUUGUUUAGAAAUAAAACCUUUGGUAUUUUGACGGAUAAUUAGCUUUUAUCGGAAUUUAUUAUUUACUGGAUCUGAUACACACUUAUUUCAAUAUCCAUAUGUGUUUUUAAUAGAAAUGGAUCCUAUAAAACUAGCUUCUGGCGAUAAUAAAAUUGCUAUUACUUCAAGACAAGUCUACGACACGAAAGCAUAUGAAGCUGAAGAUGAUAAGCAAUCACCUAACUGUGACGAGGUGCAGACAGAAAGUGAUAUUGAAAAAGUAGGACAAAGUGACGUCACACCACAAAUGAUUGAUGAUAAUGAGGCCAAAAUGAAGGAGAGAAUAGCGCAAUGUAAAAACAUUAUUGAGUCACUAAAGAUUGAACUUAACGAAGAAAAGGCGAAAUUGGAAAAACAAAGUCUCAAAAGCUGCCAUCGUUUAUCGGAAUCUCCGUCAAAAUGCACCACUAGCCACCAGUGUGUAUCCUCAUCUAACGCAUUUGCAGGUGAUCUGACAUACAAUACCAACUUAUACAGGGAAUGCGUGGAUAGCAAACUAACUUGUGAUGAAAACUUAAUAGAAUAUGAGAAACAAUUACAGAAAUAUCAAAAUACCCUCAAUAUGGCCCAAAUUGAAAAGAAAAAUGCUAUAAGAAAACAAAUGCUAGCUAAAGCUUAUCGACUAAAGCUUUUAGAAGUAGAAAACCAAUGCAAUAUAGAACUGCUAAGGGUUAAGCAAAGUUUACAGUGCCUCGAACCUUUGCAAAUGAUCGCUAGCAAGUGGAAAACUAAUACUGAUGAAAUGUAUGAUGUAAAUAGCUUUGAGUUGAUCCCGAGAUAUCCAGAACUUAACGCUAAUUCUAGUAGUGACAUCACCUCCUACGAACUGGAGAUAAAAACAGCGACAGAAAGAAUUGAAAAUGUCGCUAAAGAAGAUUCCGUCUUUUCAGACUGAAACAUCUAUCAAGCUAAACAAUAUGCUAUUUUUAGAUACUAUGUUUUAGGUCCUGGCAAAUUUUUAAGCUUUUUGUGAGCUUACAUAACCCUGUUUUAAAUUUUUCACUUGUAUGGGAUUUACAAAAAUAUUAUAAAAUUUACUCAAUAAAUCUAUUGGUAUUUUUCAGUA
This is a messenger RNA of Helicoverpa armigera (cotton bollworm), 1210 nucleotides long. RefSeq lists its product as uncharacterized. The coding region runs from base 221 to 1039 and encodes 272 amino acids. Lineage: Eukaryota; Metazoa; Arthropoda; Insecta; Lepidoptera; Noctuidae. The transcript has a single exon. The record is from RefSeq and is a predicted model, not a curated record.